Messenger RNA from Cheilinus undulatus (humphead wrasse), 4138 nucleotides. RefSeq names its product E3 ubiquitin-protein ligase RNF31-like. The record is from RefSeq and is a predicted model, not a curated record. Gene Ontology annotation, biological process: protein linear polyubiquitination. Gene Ontology annotation, cellular component: LUBAC complex. The transcript has 24 exons. NCBI's taxonomy places the organism in Eukaryota, Metazoa, Chordata, Actinopteri, Labriformes, Labridae. Gene Ontology annotation, molecular function: linear polyubiquitin binding; zinc ion binding; K48-linked polyubiquitin modification-dependent protein binding. The coding region runs from base 165 to 3575 and encodes 1136 amino acids.
UAACGUCAGAACCAAAUAAACCAGUACACCAGUGUAGGAGAUGCAUUACCCGCUGAAGAGCCUUUAAAGACGUUUAUUUUAUUAAUGCCAUCACCGGGGCUUACAUUGGAAAUACGGAGGGACGGUAACUGCCGGAGCUCGUGCAUACGGUAACUUUAUUCACGAUGAGCAGCAGCUCAGUUUCUGAUCAGCUGGUGGAAGUGAGGAGGAGGGCUGAGUCUAUCCUCUCCUCCUCAGGCUCAGCCCAGGAUGUGAGGGCUGAUGUCCAGACCAUGGCCAGCAUCCCCCUGCCUCUGUCAGAGAAGUACCGCCACUUUGGAGCUGAAGGCAUGCUGAGGGAGAACUCAGUGGGACGCAACAGGCAGGAGGUUCUUGAGUCUUUGGGAAGGCUUGUCAAGGCCUUGAGUGUCCUCGAGAAGUAUGGCUGUAACUUGACAAAUCCCAACAGGCCUAAAUACUGGAGGAACGUCAAACACAACAACCCCACCUUCAAAAGGACGGUGGAUGCUAUCAAGGGGGGACGUAGAGUGUUGUAUCUGUACGGUUACACCAAUCAGCAAAUCGACGGUCUCAGUUUUCCAGAUGAAGUUGCAGAACCAGACGCUGAUAAAGUGGCAGCAGUGACUCUGGAGGUCAUGAGCUUACGUGCAGAGGUGGACAUGCUAAUGCAGGGCACCCAUCCUCAGCCAGAAAACUUCAAAGAUAUCAUCCCUUUCAUCAUCCAGCAGGUUGUGGAUGACAAAGAAAAAGGCAAGCUGGUGGCUGACUCGGUGCCCUUCCUGCCUGGAGAGGAGAAGCAGCAGAGAGACAAUCUGCAGGUUCUCUCACCUUCACCUGUGCAGGUGAAGGUUCUCUCACCUUCACCUGCGCAGAGCAUCAUAGAACAACAACAACAGCAACAACAACAACAACCGCUGAUACCACCAACAGACUCUCCUGCAGUUGGUGAGUGCAAUUUGUGUGGUGGACCUUCUUCUCUGGUUUGCCCGUCUUGUAAUAGUCAGCCUUUCUGCGAUGCUUGUGAUGACUUUUUUCACCGCCAUCCUGCAAGAGCCAAUCACAAGAGGGACAAACUACAGAAAGCCAAACAAGAGACCUGUGUCAUCUGUGGAAUUUCCCCUAUUCACGCUCAGUGCUUCACCUGUUCUCAACGGCUUUGUCUGAACUGUGACAAGCUUUUCCACUCUCAUCCUGACCGCAAAGGACACAACAGAAACAUCCUCACACCAGCCAAAACAUCCAGCCCGUCACUGUCACCUUGGGAGUGCGCUCACUGCACCACAGUGAACGAGAUGCGUGCCGUCCUCUGCACAACCUGUGAACGACCUCGACUGGCAUCUGCCUCCAAUGUGCAGGAAAGCCUCACGUCAGUCCCAGCUUCUCCAAACACAGAGUGGCAGUGUAAAAGCUGCACAGUCGUCAAUCAGGGCAGCAGCAUCCUCUGUGAGGUGUGUGAGCGCCCCCGUCUGGCCACCCGCCCGUCUGUCACCCCAGUGCUCUCCAGUCUGGGACCUCUUUCUGACUCUGGAACAAAGUGGAUCUGUCUGUACUGUACUUUUGAAAACACAAAGCCCGCUCUGGUUUGUGAGAUGUGUAACCAGGCAUGUAAAGACUCGUCUGGAGUUUCUCUGCCUCAGUCCUUAAAGCAGAUCCCGACGACAGGAGCUAAAGAUCAACCCCAACCAGGGAUCAAACCCCAGCCAGGGAUCAAACCCCAACCAAAGCCCAGAGUCAACCUGGAGCUAAAGAGGCAGAAGAUGAUGAGGGACGACGGGCUAAGACUCAUCAACCAGAUCAGAGAAGCAGAAAAACGUGGCGUCAGUCCUGAGGAGGUGUACGCCGCCAUCUGCAUGUGCGGCGGAAGCAACACAAACCCCUGUGAUUGGCUGACAUCAGAGCUGCCUCACCUGCUGGAUGAAAUCUGCGCCAUGGCGGCUUCUGUCCAACUUAACUACAAAGGUGGAGAUGGCGUGGAGAGAGACGGAGGGGAGUCUGGCCUGAGCGUCACGGGUGGCAGUCUGAAGCUGUCCCGGGCCGAGGCCAAGCUGGCGUGGCUGGCUGCGGGAGGAGACACAGAGAAAGCUGUGAGACAGCUGCUGAGAGACAGACAGCUCAAGAUGAAGGAGCUUCAUUCCUUGGGCUUCAAAGACAAAUCCCAGUGUGAGGAGGCGCUACGUCAGAGUGGAGGAGAGGUGAAGGGUGCUCUGUCUUUGCUGCAGCGCCCCCUCCUGGAGCAAUUCCACCAGCGGAUCUGGACCGACCAGCCAGAGCCGCCGAUUGAUCCCAAAAACCCAGACAAACAGAGGAUGUGCAGACGUCUGCUGGCGCUGUACGACCUGCCCAGCUGGGGGCGCUGCGAGCUCGUUCUCGCCCUGCUGCAGGAGCCUGAGGUCACAUACUCUUUGGAGGACGUGGUGCAAGCAGCGAAAGAGUCCCCUGAUAAGGAUUUCAUCAGACGUCUCCUCAACAAUGAGUGUCCCUGCUGUCUGUGCAUCUUCCCUCGCAGCAAGAUGCAGUCUCUGACUUCUUGCCAGUGCUCUGUGUGCCAUGACUGCUUCAGGCAGCACUUCACCAUCGCUGUGAGAGACAAACACAUCAGAGACAUGGUGUGUCCCGUCUGCAGCGGGCCGGACAUUAACGACCCUGAACUGAUGAACAAUUACUUCUCUACGCUCGACAUACAGCUACGGAUUUGCCUGGAGCGGGAUGUCUAUGACCUCUUUCAUAAAAAGCUGACCGAGCAGGCUCUGAUGAAAGACCCAAAGUUCCUGUGGUGUUACCAUUGCACCUAUGGCUUCAUCAAUGAAGGAGACCAGCUAAAGGUCACAUGUAUCUCCUGCCAGAAGAGUUUCUGUGCUCAGUGUAAGAAGCCUUGGGAGGCCCAGCAUCAGGAUCUGUCCUGUGAGCAGUUUCAGCAGUGGAAACGAGACAAUGAUCCUGAGUAUCAGCGGCAGGGCCUGGCCGGGUAUCUGAGAGACAACGGCAUAACAUGUCCUCAAUGCAGGUUCCAGUACGCUCUGGCUAAAGGCGGCUGCAUGCACUUCACCUGCUCUCAGUGCAGAUAUCAGUUCUGCAGCGGCUGCAACAACCCGUACCACCAGGCUGCUUGUAAAACUCCUCAGUGCACCUUCCCUGGUCUGCAUGCUCAUCACCCCAGAGACUGUCUUUUCUAUCUAAGAGAUUGGGAGCCGCCCAGACUACAGGCACUACUGCAGAGGAGCAACGUGGAGUUCAACACGGAGCCUUCAGACGGAGCUGAAACUGAUGCCUGCUGUGUGAUGGAGCAGAAAGAUGAAGACGGUCUGCCGAGCGACUCUCCGUGUGGCACCCAAACACAGCCGGGACAGGCUGGACUCUGCGAAAAGCACUACAGGGAGUACCUGGUGAGUCUGAUCAACGCUCACUCUCUAGACCCGGCUCUCAUCUAUGAUCUCCAGGAGCUGACCCGAGCCUGCGAGAGGCACCAGUUGGACAAGCAGAGAGGAGAGAACGAGGACGAUAAUGCCUACCAAGCCCGACUACUCAAGAAAGUGAUGGAGAUUCCUCUUGGAGAAAAAGUUCCUCGAAAAAAAUGAAGAAAUGACGUGAAAUCUGGAGAACAAUCAUCCAACGUGCAUUAAAGCUGGAUUUUUAAAAAGCACUUAAACCUCAUGAAUGUUUAAAGGACAAUGCUGACUAAACUCCUCACUGACAGCAGUGUGAAAAAACAGUGAAUUAUACGAUUCUGUGUCCAUGUAUCUUUUAAUAUUUUAUUUUCUUUGUUCAUGAAGAGAAUGAAUCUGCUUUCUCCUGUUUGAUUUUCAUCUCAUUUUUGAAAACGUUAAAGCUUUACCUCCUCUGUUUUUAGGUCACAGUGAAUCAGAACCUCUUUAAAAGAAUUUAUAUUUGGUAUGAAGUCUCUCCUGUACAAAUCCAACCAUUAAUUGGUUUAUUUUUCCACCUGAAGGCAAAAAUGUGUUCAAAUUAUCCAUCACAGAAUUUAACCAUGACUAAUAUAUACGAAAAGAUGCAUAGAAAUCAAACACAAUUAUGAGGAAAAAAUAUUUUUAUCAAAAACAGUGUAGAUGUGCUUCUGCCUGGGUUUCUGAUUGAUUUUGAUUUAUAUAUGAUGAAUGAAAUAAAUCUAAUAAAUGUCUAU